UCCUAUUAGUGGUAGUGCAGAAAACAAAAUACGUCAUGCAAAUUAAAUUAAAUAGAGACUGCAAUGUCCAUUUUAGAAUUAGUAGUAUUAAUUAUAUGUAUGAUUUCCCAACCACAGAGUAGAACAGAAGCGAAGGCCUCCAUCCAUCCAAUAAAUUCACAAGAUUCAUUCUCCCAAUCUUUACUCAACUACUUCCUUCUCACAUCAUUCAUCACUCCCUGCGCCGCCUCAUCUCACCAUGUGAAAUCCACCCACAUUCACACCCAAAUACUUCAAUGGGCUGCUGCGCCAGCACCAAUAAACCCACCCCACCUCCAAAAACCGCCCACAUUCCCACCAAUCACGGCGGCGUUAGCAAAUCGCCGCCCCCCAGCGUCGAAGAGGAAACAGUCAAAGAAGUCCUCUCCGAAACCCCCACACUCCCCAAACCCCCUCCAGAUUUCCAUGCCAAGUCUCAGAGCGAGAGCCCCUUCAUCAAGUCAGCCCCCCUCCUGCAAGACAAGGACCGCCACAAGCCGCCGUUCAUGGCCGAUGAUCUGUCCGAGGCAUCCGAGAUCUGCAGCACUCUCAGCGAGAGCGUCAGCGCCUCCACCUCCGUCACCGAAAAGAGAGACCGCAACGGCGAGAGAAGAAUCGAAUUUCGCGAGCUCCGGCCGCGGUCUCCGGCGAGGUUAAGAAACCGGUCCUUUUCCGGCGAGAUGCAUCGCGAGAAAACGGUGGGGAGAUCUCCCGCCAGGAGGUCCGAGCCCUCUCCGGGGCGGGCACGACCCGUACCCGCAUCGUCCGGAUACGGGAGGAGAAGGGAGAAUGGGGAGACCUCCGGGAGAAGGUCGAGGUCUCCGGUGAUGCGGCCGGAGCCGGGUCCCGGGCGGGCUCAAUCAGCGAGGAAAACGGGUAAAUCACCCGGUCGGGUCGCGCCCGGAUCCGCGGAGAAGAUUCGGAAGUUUGAUGGAGGGAAAGAGAGUGGCGACAGCAAAUGGCCACCGACGAGUGCGAGUAACGAGUCACUUGAAAACCCGCUUGUGUCCCUGGAGUGUUUUAUCUUUCUCUAGCGUAGAUUGUAAUUUUGGGAGGGGUACUUUUGGGAUUAUGUUGAAAUGGCGCGACCAAAUAUGCGAUGAUGCCUUACUAUGUUUGCGCUGUAAAUAAAAAAGUCAAAGGUAACUUGCUAAUUUUAAUGAUUUAUUGCGCGAGUAGUUACGGAAAAGGCUUCGUCACUUUAUUGAAUGGACAGUCUUCUUUUCUUUA
This is a messenger RNA of Salvia miltiorrhiza (redroot sage), 1248 nucleotides long. Its product is annotated as pre-mRNA-splicing factor CWC22. Bases 276 to 1052 code for a protein of 258 amino acids. Lineage: Eukaryota; Viridiplantae; Streptophyta; Magnoliopsida; Lamiales; Lamiaceae. The record is from RefSeq and is a predicted model, not a curated record. The transcript has a single exon.